Cynara cardunculus var. scolymus (artichoke) is the source of this 1371-nucleotide messenger RNA. RefSeq lists its product as uncharacterized. Lineage: Eukaryota; Viridiplantae; Streptophyta; Magnoliopsida; Asterales; Asteraceae. The transcript has 4 exons. Bases 282 to 860 code for a protein of 192 amino acids. The record is from RefSeq and is a predicted model, not a curated record.
ACUAAAUGCUUUCUUUUGCAGGCCUUCCAGUUCUUGUCUCCCAUCUCUCUCUCUCUCUCUCUCUCUCUCUCUCUCUCAUCUCUCAAUUCUUCAUUCAAUUUCUUGUUUUUCUGUUUCAUUUUCACCUCUAUAUAUCACACCCAUCUCACCCUUUCUUCCCUUUCUUCUUCGUCUUCGCCUGAUUUUUCUUCGCUUUCUAUUACUCCACCCACAGGAGGCUCUGUUACGAGUUUUCAACUUUCCAGCUUCGUCAGGUCCUAUUUGAAUAGGAAAAAAGGAAAAUGAAUCACUGUGGAAUCCAUCAGAACAAUACCUUUGCAUCAUCUUGUGAAGAGAUGAGGGGUUCUUUUUCAGUUUCUGUAACCUUCGAUAACUGUGAGCCUAUGGUUUGUCCAAAACCGAGGCGGCUCAGCCUCUUCAGCACCACCAACAACGAGCCUGUCAGGCCUCUUCGAUGGCAGAUGUGCUAUCAAUCGGAAGGUUACGAAUCGAAUGCCGGACCUGAGCUCUUGGACAUUAUCUUUGCAAAGCAGGGUAGUGGUUAUGCUGCAUCAGAACAAACAUAUACACAGGUAGCCUCGUCGCCCCCUUUUUUCAGUGGGUCACCGCCGAGUAGAGUUUCUAACCCACUUAUACAAGAUGCGAGAUUUGGGGAUGGCAAGACCUCCCCAAUCUCGCCUCGUGCUAUUAUCCCCAAUCCUGCAUCAUCCGGUUUGUCAUCUGCAUCCUCAUCUUCAUCCACAAGGAAAGGUGGAUGCCUUCGUGCCAAUUUUGGUAACAAACCGGCUGUGAGGGUUGAGGGGUUUGAUUGUCUCGAUAGGGACAACAGGCGCAAUUGCAGCAUCCCUGCCCUCGCCUAAAUCAAACCCUUAAUCCAAAACAUACUUUCUUCAUCCAAGUACAUAAACAGAGUUGUAGAAAAAGAGCAGAUAAAAAAUCCAUCAGUCUAUUUAAUCCUAGCAUGCCUUCUAAAGAGGAAUUUUGAAGAGAUAAAGAGCGAGAGAAGGGGAGAGAGUGGGAGUUGGGUACUUUUAGUGUAAAUAGAAGGGUGGUCUUUAAUCUUCGUCCGUAUGUAAGUAAUUAGGGAGGUGGUGACCAAAAUAAUGGGGAGAGUGAGAGAGUUUGUCUUGGUUUUAGAUUUGAAGUUUUAUCCUUCUGGUGAUGAUUUGUAAGUAUAAGAAAUCAUUUCAAUUUUUUUCUUCUUGUUUCUGGGAGUCCUUUCGUAAGCGUUAUGAGAUUGCGACUUUUUGAAGAGAAAUGUGUAUAAAAGUUUUAAGGUCGUAUAUCGAGUUGGGUCUUUUUUCUUGACGUUGUAAAUAAGUAUAUGUAAUAUUUUUACAGGAAUAUAUCUCAUCUUGUUUUUGGUUUCAU